Cladocopium goreaui is the source of this 1989-nucleotide messenger RNA. The record is from the annotation of a GenBank genome assembly. NCBI's taxonomy places the organism in Eukaryota, Dinophyceae, Suessiales, Symbiodiniaceae.
AGCUCAGACUUCUGAGUUGCAGUUUCAGGUCAGUUUAUGUGAAGUGAGUCGAGAGCUGACGCUGACAGUGUAAUGGGAAGCAGCCUAUCGGGUGAGAUUGAAGAGACAGAGCAGAAGGGCUGUGAAGAGUUGCAAACUUCAGCCCCCCCUGCGGAUUGUGCUCAGUCGUCUUGCCCUGCUGCUGGUGAUGGCAAGGCUUUGCAGACUGCAACUGUUGAUGUGGUGUCGGUGCCCACUGUAGACAGUCCAGACUCCAAGGCCCAGCUGCAGCCAGGGACAGUGGAGACACCAUCAGAUACUCCUGUUCCUGCAGAGCCCGAAGAGGAAGCCGCACCAGACUCACAAGUGGGUCCUGACCGAGAUGGAGCUCGCUCGCCACAGGAUGCUCGACCACAGCGUGAACUUCCCCCUGAAUCGGAGACUGCAGACCUGGAUGGACGGCAGGUACCUGGUCAGCUUCAGAACUCCGAGGCCAACACCAAGCGAACCCUUGAGCAGCAGAUGUCGUUGAAGCCUGGUGAUGACGAACGUACGGAGAUUUCCAAGAAGAUUUCGUGGAUUCUUCGUCAUGGGGCAAAGAAAGUGAACGUCAACAUUGACGAAUUUGGAUGGGUCAAUGUCACUGACCUGUUGAGUUCUGAUAUCCUGGGUGGAACCACCGAGGAUAAGCUUCUUGCCAUGAUUAACGAGUCGAAUGUGCAGAAGACGCGCUAUGAGAUGGAAGACGAUCCAAAUGGUGGCAAGCGCAUUAGGGCCAUCAGCAAGAGCCGGCGCAAUCUGUACGCAAGGGAACUGAGGGAGAAGGAACGGCGCGAGAGGGAUAAGAAACGAGAUGAAGAAGCGAAAGAGCGCGAACAACGAGAGCGCGAAGUGUCAGUGCGCGAAGCCGAUGUUGUGCUGACACCUGAUGCUGACCCCUGGAUUUCACGAGAAGUUCGCCGCAGAGACGAUACACGCGGCUGGUGGGAACGCGAAGAUGGUUGGCAGGACGGUCCAACUUACGAGCAGCAGAUCAGAGAUGGCUUUCUACCUGUGUGGCAAGGCAGCAGAUUGGUGGCAAUGGCGAAGGAAAGUCAAACCGUGAGACCUGGAAGACGAGCUGCCUUCAUAGGUGGAAAGGGCUUUGAUCAUGGAAAAGGUCACGAGAAUGGCAAGGGCUUGGGCGAAAAAGGUGACAGCAAAGGUGACAGCAAUGGCAAAGGAUAUGAAUUUAAAGGUGAUGCCAAAGGUGAACGCAAAGGCAGAGGGAAGGACGAUCAUUUUCAGAAAGGCAAGGAUGGCAAAGGCAAGUUUGGCGAAGACGGCAAAGGCUUUCAUGGAAAGGGUGAUGGCUUCAAGCAUGAUGGCUUCAGACAUGAAACGAAAGAAGAGGAGCAUCCAGUCGAGGUCGGCAAGGGCGGAGGAGGAGGUGGUGGAGAUCGCUAUGGACGGGGCUCGAGGCAACAACGCUGGCGAGCUGUCAAUGACAGAGACAUCAUUGUGCGAGUUGGAUUGGGCAUGGAGACCGAUAUUGUUGGAACGCUGUUGGCCGGUUCUCUCGUGGCGCAAGUGGGAGAAGACAAGAUGCUGAAAAAUGGCAUUGCACGGAUGUUCAUCGAGUCGAUCGAGCCCAUUCCUGGGAUCAAAGGCUGGGUGACAAGGAGUGCCGAAGCUGCGGGUGGGCCCGUUUUCUUCAAGCCUGACCGUGGCAGCAGCUACAUCAGGGAGCCACGCGGCAAAGAAGGGAAAGUCGGCAAAGGCCAAUAUGGAGGCGAGAAAGGCGAGAAAGGGAGAAACGAAGCUAAGGGCAAGGGUAGAAGACCUGUUGGAGAAGGGGACGCAGCCACGGGAGGAGGACGGUUGAAUCAACCUACCGAUGAGCAACCAUCUCCACCCGUGGCUGGUACUGCUGAAAGUUCCUGAUGCUUGGUCUGUAGCUAGCUGCCAUAUGAGGAGGGAAUAACCCUCUAUCUAAAUGCAGCGGAUCAGACUGUGAACUGCAGCCCUUCA